AUUCACCAUGGCAUCUACAGCAGAUAACGUAUACGAAUUCUACCGGCCCUCCAGAACGUUGGCGAUUGUUGUUUGCGUAGUCUUCGCAGUUCUUACUCUUGUUCACAUAUGGAAUGUUUUUUGCUAUCGCAAAUGGUUCUGUUUGACUCUCGUCCUUGGAGGGCUCUUUGAAAUAGCAGGUCUUGCCGCACGAAUAUACUCGACCGACCACCUGCGCGAUCAAGGAUCAUACGGCACGCAAACACUCCUAAUUCUCCUAGCGCCCAUCUUCUUCUCUGCAGCAAUCUACUUGUUUCUCGGCCGCAUUAUCCGCGCUUCCGACCAUGCUGAUCUUUCUAUCAUUCGAACAUCAUGUCUUUCCAAGUUCUUCGUGACGAGCGAUGUCUUAUGCUUUGUCGUUCAGGCGUGUGGUGCAGGAAUGCUCGUCAACGCCAACAAUACUGUGGAUCAGAACAGUGGAGAGAAUGUCAUACUCGCAGGACUAGCUCUUCAGGUUGUCAUAUUGGUUACAUUCCUGCUUUGUGCUGGAAUAUUUCAUGCUCGACUUGCGAGAAGAGGACUCAUUGGGGCGAUUAAUCCAAACCUGCUUCUGGUUGUAAUGCUCAGUGAGCUCUACGCUUGCGCCAUGCUGAUUCUUUUCCGAAAUGUUUUUCGACUGGUUGAGUUUGGACUCGGGGAUGAUGGUUACCUACAGGCGCAUGAGUGGCCGAUUUACGUGCUUGAUAUUCUCUUCAUGGCUAUCGUUAUGGUGUUGUCAUUGAAUUGGUACGCCGCUGAUUUGACGGUUGAUCAUAAUCCUUAUAGACAACAACAAACGUCCAGUACAGCUUAGAUCAAUUUUAUAGAGCUGCGAGCGUUUAGAGAACAGUAUAAGAGGAGAUGAAGGCCUCACCACAUUGUACUUCAACUUCGAUGGGAGGAAUUGUGCAUGAGAUGGAGUUUACAGAAUCGC
Fusarium redolens is the source of this 952-nucleotide messenger RNA. Its product is annotated as RTA1 like protein-domain-containing protein. Gene Ontology annotation, cellular component: membrane. Lineage: Eukaryota; Fungi; Ascomycota; Sordariomycetes; Hypocreales; Nectriaceae. Bases 8 to 832 code for a protein of 274 amino acids. The record is from RefSeq and is a predicted model, not a curated record. The transcript has 2 exons.